This is a messenger RNA of Fusarium pseudograminearum CS3096, 1047 nucleotides long. RefSeq lists its product as uncharacterized. Gene Ontology annotation, cellular component: cytosol. NCBI's taxonomy places the organism in Eukaryota, Fungi, Ascomycota, Sordariomycetes, Hypocreales, Nectriaceae. The transcript is spliced from 2 exons. The record is from RefSeq and is a predicted model, not a curated record. The coding region runs from base 1 to 1047 and encodes 348 amino acids. Gene Ontology annotation, molecular function: aldose reductase (NADPH) activity.
AUGAGCUUUGUGAGGGCCUUCUCGUUUCUCACGGCUGUCAGUCUCGUGACAUACACUAUUCUUUCAAUAGCGACGUCAUUUGGACCCGCUGAAAUGCCAGAGUUCAACAAGAAUGAGACUGUUCGUGAUAUCCCUGCCUUUGGACUGGGGACUUGGUUAGCUGGGAAAGGAGUGGUCGUUCCUGCUGUAGAAUAUGCUCUCAAAGGUGGCUAUCGACACAUCGAUACUGCCCUGAUAUGGCGCAACGAAGAAGAGGUUGGCAAGGGUAUCAAAGCCUCAGGUGUAUCACGCGAUGAAAUUUGGGUAACCGGUAAACUGUGGAACACGGAUCAUCGUCCUGAACUAGUACGCAAGGCUAUCGAGACCUCUAUCGCGAAUCUUGGCGUUGAGUAUCUGGAUCUGUACCUCAUCCACUACCCUGUGGCUUGGGUUCCCGAGACGCGAGAUGUGGAUAACAACACUUCCCUCAUCGACACUUGGAAGGCCAUGGAGGAACUCGUUCGCGCUGGUCUGACGCGCAACAUCGGCUUCUCCAACUUUGCCCCAAAGGAUAUCAAAAAGAUCCUCGAGAUUGCCAGCAUCCAGCCAUACGCUCACGAAUUCGAGACACAUCCCUACCUCCAGCAACAGUCCUUUGUUGAUUUCCACAAGAAAGAAAGCAUCAAAGUGAUCGCCGCAUCACCCCUCGCAAAUACGAAUCCGACGUACGGCGAUAAAUACCCGAGUAUUCUGCAUGACGAGUUCUGGGUGAAGCUCGCCGAGGAGAAGAACGCGACAGUCGCUCAGACGAUUCUCGCUUGGGGACAACAACGCGGGACGAUCGUGAUUUCGAAGAGCACGCAUAGCAAUCAUAUUGCCGAGAACCUUUGUUCUCAAGGAAUCGAGUUUACCAAAAGUGAACUUGAAGAGAUUGCAAAGCAAGACAAGAAGCUGAGGCUGUUGAAUCCUAUCCACUGGGGGAUGGAUCUGUUCGAGGGUCUAGACGCAGGUGCUGCCGAGAAAGAGGAGCCAAAGAAGGAAGAGGAGGAGCGUAAUUUGGACUUGUGA